ACAGCCGAUAAAAUCUAGAAGAAGAAAAGGACUCUGCUCUUCCGUAAAGCAACUACGUAGCUUGAGAAACAAGAACACCUCAAGAAAACGCUGGUUUAACAAGAUGAGCAGUGAAAAAUACCCGCGGUCUUCUAUCGAAGACGAUUUUAACUACGGCACUAAUGUUGCUACGGCCAGUGUUCAGAUCCGUAUGGGCUUUCUAAGGAAGGUGUACACCCUCCUGAGCUUGCAGAUCAUCUUGACCACAGCCACCUCUGCUCUCUUCAUGUUCUCUCAGACCAUCAAGGAGUUUGUUAUCGCAAGCCCAGCUGUGGUGAUGGUUUCAUCUCUGCUCUCGCUGGUUCUUCUGGUGGCUCUCGCUGUGUACAGGCACCAACAUCCAGCUAACCUCUACCUCCUGUUUGCUUUUACUCUUCUGGAGGCGCUGUCUGUUGCCACAGCUCUCACCUUCUAUGAUUACUCCACAAUACUGCAAGCUUUGUUUCUCACCUGUGCUGUGUUCGCUGUAUUAACAGCCUACACCUUUCAGUCCAAAAGAGAUUUCAGCAAAAUGGGAGCUUGGCUUUUCUCCUGUCUGUGGAUCCUCAUCAUUGGAACCUUCAUGAGGCUCUUCUUCCACAGUGACGAUGCAGGUCUGUUCCUGGCUGGAGCUGGGGCCUUGGUCUUCUGUGGCUUCAUCAUCUAUGACACCAGCAUGCUGAUGAAGCAGCUCUCUCCUGAGGAGCACAUCUUGGCCUCCAUUAACCUCUACCUGGACAUUGUCAACCUCUUCCUGCACAUUCUCCGCGUCCUCGACUCGAUGAAGAAGCACUGAGUGCUGCAAACCCACAAUUUGCCUGUUCUGUGAUUAAUUUAUGCUUGUGAGUGUUGAUGUUGGUGCACCAAAAAUCCCAUUAUUGACCUUUGUAACUGUUAAAACAAUCGGUGUGUUCUUGGUAAGCUCUUUCUGUUGUUCUCUGCUGUUUGUUUGAAACCCCAAAUUAACCAGCGUUGUGGAUUAUUAUCAGUUUUUCUGUCUUGUAAAACCAACAAGUACUCGUCGUUUUGUGGAGGAAGGCCACACUGCCUGAUUUGAUAUGGAGCCAGUGAGCAGCUCGUCUGCCCCUAAUGCAGCUCAUUUCUUUUAAACAGCAGCUCUACACAGACCUCUCCAGUCGUGCUGCUCCAGUUCAUGCAGUUUACAGGUGAAGACAGAGCCUCACACUGAAAGGAGAGCUGGAUGGAUGCAAAUGCAGGAAGCAUUGAGAAAGGAAACACUGACCAAUCAGAUGUGUUCACAGACGUGUGUGUGUGUGCACAGAUCUGAUUGGUCAGUACUUCCUUUCUGAAUUUGAUUGGAUUCUGAAUGAUGCACACACACAAAGAUUUGCAAACAACAUUGGCUUUGUUAGAAAAUCUAAGCACAUCUUUAAAAUGAAUAAUAAUUUUGUCAGUACAGUUUUCCACGACGUGAACCAAACGUGCUCAUAGAACGAUGCUGAUAAGUAAUUAUAUAAACUGUACAUCACGUUGAAAUAAAGGAGAAAAUACAGAAAAGGUCUCGGACCUGUCUGAAAAACACAGGUUCUGUUUAACUUUGCAGAUCUAAGUAGGCUUAGAGAAAAGCAACACGUCCUGUCACAAUGUAAAGCAGUGUGUCCCAACCUGUGAGAGCCACGGCUUUGGUAUGAUGUGAACAGGUUCAUGUCUGAAACCCUCCAGUGUUGUUAAAUUAUGACAAAUCUCCAAAGAGGAGUGGGCCAAAGUUCCUCAGUGAUAACAAAGACCCGCUGGUAGUUAUCACAAACGCUUGAUUGCAGCUGCUGCUGAGGGUGACACGAGCAGUUAUUAGGUGUAGUCAAGUAGUUCAUGACAUCAAUUUAAAUAAAAUUAGAAUUUAAAAACUUCUAAACUAAUAUUAAAAUGUAUUUAUUUAUAUGACUGUUGUACAGCAGUCCAUCAUCUGAAAUGUGUGACAAAUACGCAGAAAGAGAAAAAUUAGGAAGGAGGCAAAACCUCUGUGUGCACAUUUGUGAACGGCCCGCUGUUUUAAUUUGUUAUGCAUAAGAUUUACUGCUGAGUCACCACAGACUCACUCCCCCUCUGUUAAUGGUCUGCCAGAUGAAUACAUGCUGAUUUAUAAAAGUGUAAAUGCACUAUCUAAAUUCUAAAAUUGUGAUAUUUACUUUUUAAUUUAUGAGCUUCUUGGUAUUGUUUUAAAUUCACUGUGUUUGUUUUUGCAAGUCUAUACAUGAAAAAGACUUUAUUAAAACAAUUAGGUGAAAUCAUG
This is a messenger RNA of Maylandia zebra (zebra mbuna), 2269 nucleotides long. It is a transcript of the gene tmbim4, whose product is annotated as transmembrane BAX inhibitor motif containing 4. The record is from RefSeq and is a predicted model, not a curated record. NCBI's taxonomy places the organism in Eukaryota, Metazoa, Chordata, Actinopteri, Cichliformes, Cichlidae. Gene Ontology annotation, cellular component: membrane. Gene Ontology annotation, biological process: negative regulation of apoptotic process.